Molecule: messenger RNA, 288 nt
Organism: Symbiodinium natans
Lineage: Eukaryota; Dinophyceae; Suessiales; Symbiodiniaceae
Source: the annotation of a GenBank genome assembly
AUGGCGAAGGUUCAGCCCACCAGCUGGGGCGAUGAGGCACUCAAGAAGUGUAAGCACUGGGUUGUGUUGGAGCCUCUCGUCUACCUGAUGCCCAAAGCUGAUCCCAGACAGACUGCUAAGGACAAGCUUGGCCAAAAGGGUCAAGGUGAGAUUCUGGAGGGUGAUGGACUUUGUGUAGAAGGCGUUCGAUGGCUUCGUAUGAGGAAUGGAGAUGGGGAGGCAUGGGUCCUGAUUGAUGGCAAGGCAGUUGGUGCAGAUCGCUGUUUCUUAGAGCCUGUGCCGGGAUGA